Messenger RNA from Oryza brachyantha (malo sina), 1390 nucleotides. RefSeq names its product serine/threonine-protein phosphatase 7. The record is from RefSeq and is a predicted model, not a curated record. Gene Ontology annotation, molecular function: protein serine/threonine phosphatase activity. The coding region runs from base 110 to 1378 and encodes 422 amino acids. Gene Ontology annotation, cellular component: nucleus; cytosol. The transcript has 5 exons. Lineage: Eukaryota; Viridiplantae; Streptophyta; Magnoliopsida; Poales; Poaceae.
AUCGCUCUCUUCGCUUUGGCCGCCGCGUCAGCACAGAGCCCCACCAAAGCAAACAGCGGCACGGGCAAACCCUCUCGCCGAUCCGGCGACGGCGACGGCGACGGCGGCCAUGGCGCAGACGGACGGCGGCGCCGACGACGACCCCUCCCCGCCGCCGGCCGUCGCGUGGCCGGAGGACGGCGCGCUGACGCGGGACUGGGUGGCUGGCCUCACCGCGACGCUCGACUGGUGCUCCCGCAGCCUCCCCGCGGACCGCCUCCCCGGCGUGCUCCCCGCGGCGCUCGUCCAGCGGCUCGUCCUCGCGGCCUCCGUCAUCCUCCACCGGGAGCCCAACCUCGUGCGGGUCGACCCGCGGCCCGACCAGGCCGUCGUCGUGGUCGGGGACGUCCACGGCCAGCUCCACGACGUCAUCUUCCUGCUCCAGGACGCCGGGUUCCCCUCCGAGGACCGCAUCUUCGUCUUCAAUGGGGAUUAUGUGGACCGCGGCGCCUGGGGACUCGAGACCUUCCUCCUGCUCCUCGCUUGGAAGGUUUUACUUCCAAAUUCCGUGUUUCUUUUGCGGGGAAAUCAUGAAUCCAAGUACUGUACAUCAGUAUAUGGUUUUGAACAAGAGGUAAAUUUUAAAUACAAAGGUCAAGGUCCUCAAGUUUAUCGGAAGUUCUUAAGAUGUUUUGAAGACCUUCCUCUAGCAACAAUAAUAGCAGGGUGCGUCUACACUGCCCAUGGAGGGAUUUUCCGUGGGACGAUUGCAAUGCCAACAAAAAGAACAAAAAAGGGAAAGAAGGGCAAUAAAUACAAAGCAAAUUCAACUGUUGAUCCAACUUUGAUGAAGCUUGGAUCCUUGGAUGAGUUAUUGAAAGCAAGGAGAACUGUCCUUGACCCUCCAUGGGAGGGUUCAAAUUUGAUUCCUGGUGAUGUUCUUUGGUCUGAUCCUUCCUUGGAGAUGGGUCUUUCCUCAAAUAAAGAAAGAGGCAUUGGCUUGCUUUGGGGUCCAGAUAUCACUCAACAGUUUCUAUAUACAAAUAAUUUGAAGUUAAUCAUCAGGUCACAUGAAGGUCCAGAUGCAAGAGAUAAGAGACAUGAUCUUUUAGGAAUGGAUAAUGGAUAUACAAUUGAUCAUCAUGUAGAAUGUGGAAAACUAAUAACUCUUUUCAGUGCUCCCGACUACCCGCAGUUUCAGGCUUCAGAGGACCGUUACAACAAUUGUGGAGCAUAUAUUGUCCUCAAUCCACCCGAUUUUUCCACCCCUGUUUUCCAUAGCUUUGAAGCUGUAAAACCUCGACCUGCGGCGAAUCCCUACUAUGAUUUUGAAGAUGUAAUAGACUCAGAUGAAGAGUUAAAUUUAGGCGCUAUGGACAGUGGCUCCGCGAGCAGUUGAUCACAUCUUUUG